Molecule: messenger RNA, 3367 nt
Organism: Microcebus murinus (gray mouse lemur)
Lineage: Eukaryota; Metazoa; Chordata; Mammalia; Primates; Cheirogaleidae
Gene: KCTD11
Product: potassium channel tetramerization domain containing 11
Biological process (GO): protein homooligomerization; positive regulation of neuron differentiation
Source: RefSeq, a predicted model, not a curated record
GCGACUGGGGGAUUGAGGUAGCAACUUUAGCCUCAGCCCUAUCGCUGGGCGACAGUCUGGCGGGGCUCUCGGGCUCAGCUCAGGGGACCUGGCCAGACCUGUCCCUCCGGAGAGAGGCCGCCGGCGUGGGAUGGGGACCGGCCUUGCCUUGGGGUGAGCUGGCACGGCGCCGGGAUGGAGGGCUCGCUCCGGCCACCUCGGCCCCGAGGCAUUCCCGGAAUGCGGCGGCUCAGCACCCGCCCCCUCGGGAAUUCCCCACGGGAGCACCGGGAGGGAACUGGUACCCUGGCCCGGGGCGGCCGCGCCUCGGCUUUCUCGAGUGGUGGGAUUAGAGACUCGGGCCCGCCGAGUUGAGGUGCAAACGUGACGUCUGGCACACCUGAGGAGCUGCGGGGCCGUCGCGGCCACAUCCGGGGCGACGCGACUGAGUCACCCCGCCCCCGCUUGCGUCCGCCAGUCCAGCCUGUCCGCCCCGUCCCUCCGGCCCGGGACUCGCCUCCCACCUCCCACCUCCACCCGAGCCGCGCGAGCCCCGCGAGGGCGGGGGGCGGGGCGCCAAGGGGCGGCGCUGCCUCUUAAAGGGCCCGGGGCCGCAGCCCUUAGGCCACUUCCUGGGGCGGAGAGGACCUCAGCGGCUGCGGCGACACCCGGGGACGGCGGUGGCGGCUGGGUCUCGAAAUUCCAGGCUGCUUCCAUCGCAGCCCUCGGACACUCAGCUCGGACUGAGCGCGCAUCCGUCACCCCCGAGCCGAUACGGGGCGGCUCCGCUAUCCGCUCCGGUCAGCUCCGCCUUCAUCCCCUGGAACCCGCGCCGGGAGCCAGGCCAGGCCUCUGCCCGGCCCCGGAACCCUGCGUGGACUCUCCCACUGCGACAGCGAUCUGCCAGGGACUCGGAAGCUGGGCCCUUCAGUCGGCCCUGUGCUCGCCACCGUCACCUGCUGGUUGGAUUCCGGAAACCCACUGUCUGAAGACCACAGAAAAGAGUCGCUGACCAUCCAGAAUCGGAUACGUCUGGACCGAAAGCUCCCUUCCCCUUUCUUGCUGCCCUCUGCUGUUCUCAUCUCUUCUCUCAGCCUUUCAGGGAUUUCUGUGUCCUGAAACCAGCCUCCCAUCCACUGCCAAAGUAACUGGGUGAGCUCCAAACCUUGCUGCCUUGAACUCCAACACAGCAAGUCUGAAAGUUACGCCCAAUUCUGCAUACUCCUAGGAAGUUCUGCCUUUUCUUCUCUUUUGGAGUCUCUUGUACUUCCCAAAAUUUCCCCUCCUCCUGUGCCCUCUUCGCCCCCCUCCUUUGGGGGCCCCGUGACCCUGAAUGUGGGGGGCACACUAUAUUCCACCACUUUAGAGACCCUGACCCGCUUCCCAGACUCCAUGCUGGGGGCAAUGUUUAGGGCUGGCACCCCCAUGCCUCCCAACCUCAAUCCCCAAGGUGGCGGCCACUAUUUCAUCGACCGGGAUGGCAAAGCCUUCCGACACAUCCUCAAUUUCCUGCGGCUGGGCCGUCUGGACUUGCCCCGGGGAUAUGGAGAGACAGCACUUCUCAGAGCAGAAGCCGACUUCUACCAGAUCCGGCCCCUCCUGGAUGCCCUGCGGGAACUGGAGGCCUCCCGGGGGACCCCUGCACCCACAGCUGCCUUGCUCCACGCAGAUGUAGACGUCAGCCCCCGCCAGGUGCAUUUCUCUGCUCGCCGGGGCCCACACCACUAUGAGCUGAGCUCUGUGAAGGUGGACAUCUUCCGGGCAAACCUCUUCUGUACCGACUCCGAGUGUCUCGGUGCUAUGCGGGCCCGAUUCGGUGUGGCCAGUGGGGACAGGGCAGAGGGGGGCCCACAUUUUCGUCUGGAGUGGGCGCCCCGCCCUGCGGAACUCCCUGAGGUGGAGUAUGGGAGACUGGGGCUGCAGCCCCUAUGGACUGGGGGGCCAGGAGAGCGGCGGGAGGUGGUGGGCACACCAAGCUUCCUGGAAGAGGUGCUGCGUGUGGCUCUGGAGCACGGCUUCCGCCUAGACUCCGUCUUCCCUGAUCCUGAAGACCUGCUCAACUCUCGGUCUCUGCGCUUUAUCCGUCACUGAGAACGCUGUCCUCAGUUUGAUUGUGGGGAGGAAAGGGAAUGGGGCAGCUCACAGGGAAAAGGUUCCCCUAAUGCCUCUUUCUAGCUCUGCCUCAGGAGCUAUGAGAGUCGGGGUCCCACUGCACCUGGCUGGAGCCCAGAUGUGGGCAGGAAUUCCCAAACCUGAGCCCACCGAGGGUUCACAAGUGAUCCAGAGGGUCUGGAAUGGUGCUGACCCUGGGAUGGGCAUGGAAGGUUCUCUUGAUUGUCCUCAUCUAAAGCUAGGGACUGCCAGUCUCUCCUUGGAGCUCAGUAUUUAGGGGUAUAGAAAAGUGGGGACCACCUCUUUGUCCAGGCUAGACCCAGCAGAACACUGGAGGGGCUUGAGGUCUGGGGAAAGGGGGAGCUUUGCACUGCCCCAGUAUGGCCUCCAGGACCAUGGCUUCUCCUCCUGAAGCUGGGUGGCCUUGCCAAUGAGAGUCCAGAACACUCUAGAACAUGGGAAGGGGGGUUCUUUGCAGUGUCUCAGGCCACCUACUGAAGGAGACAGAAAGGCCACUCCCCAUCCCAGGUUGGCAUAAGGGAGCUACGAGAGUCCCCAUGAGCAAUGGGGCUGGAGCACCUCUCUGGAAUUCCAAGUGUUUUAAAGGAUUCCAUAUGGAGGGUGGGGCUGGCCAUGGGGAGGAGGGGGGUAUCUUUUUGGUCCUGGCCUUACUUCCUUCAUGUGCGUGCGUGCGUGUGUGUGUGUGUGUGUGUGUGUGUGUGAGCCAGUUUGUCUACCUGAUAUGUGGGUCCCUGGCAUCCUUGUCCCCAUCUGUGUUGCUGGCUACACUGUCUGUGUUCUGGUCCUUCUGUGGUCUCUGCAUGUCCAGGCCUGUUUGGGGUUGCCCCACAACUGUUCUGGCACAGGGCGUGUCUGUGGUAUAUGUGUGAGUAGACUGAGAAUUAGUAGUUUAAUUACAGGGUGUGUAUAUGCAUAUGUGUUUAUGUGCACGCAUGUACACAUAUCACCAUGUAGGCAGGAGGGGCCUGUUGGGGUUUAAGUCACUGGGAUCUUCCUGAUGAGAGGUAAGAGGAGUCACUGGGCUUAGCUAGGCCUCUGAGGCCUGUAUGAACUCUUGGUUGCUGAGGCAACCGUAGGCCCCUUGCUAGGAGACAGCUGGGGGGGGCCCAGCGCUGCCCAGUGCAGGGAGGAGAUGAAGAGUCUGGAAGAGUGGGGAGGGCCUGGGAAGGGAUGGGCUACUCGUGCACAGCUUCUUCACUGGGGCAUCACUCAUUGUUUGUCACUGGUCAUGAUUUACAAGAAGAAAAAUAAAAUU